CGCGUUAUAAGGCGUUAUAAGGCACUGUGAAGAGUUUCUGCUGGAUGGCUCUCAAACCUGUUUUUUUUUGUGGCGUAAACCAGCGAGCGGCUGUUCGUCCGGGUGCGGAGAAGAAACGUGGCUAUGAAGAAAUUUUGGACCAAGGCAGGUGUUUUGGGUUCAGUGUCAGUGUCCAUAGCUUUUGGUUCAGUGCUAUGGUCGCAGAAGAAGUCUGAACCAGAUCAUGUGGCUUUCAGCUGCGACUUCACAAAUACAAAUUCCGACUCGCUCUAUGAGCUCAAGCUGGUUCAGGUCCUCUUCCGACAUGGAGCAAGAACGCCAUUGAAGUCUAUACCCGAUGUGAUGGAGGUUCAGUGGGCGCCAACCCUCUUGGAGCCUCCAGCACACACCCAGAUUAAUUACUCAGUAACAGAUCUGCAAGGAGGUCCCCGACCGCCGGCACCUGUGGAAGAGAGCUACCGGAGCAACAUACUGACCGGUGGCACGUUCCCUGGUCAGCUGACCACAGUGGGGAUGCAGCAGCUGUAUGAGCUGGGAGAGAGGCUGAGGAGGAGGUACAUAGAGGACAAUGGCUUCUUGAGCCCCACCUUCAGCCCAGCUGAGGUCUAUGUGCGCUCCACUAACAUUUGGAGGACCAUUGAAUCUGCCAGAUGCCUGGUGGCGGGACUGUUUCAGCAGAAACAGAAAGAAGUCGUACCCAUACUAACAGAGAAGGCAGAAGCUGAAAUCCUGUAUCCGAACUACCACGGAUGCAAGCUACUCAAAAUCCUUGGAGGCCACCGCUGGGCUGAGUCGUCCAGUCUACCAGACAUUGCAGCAGACCUGCAGAGCAUCCAGAAAGCACUGGGCAUCGCUGCUGACCAGCGCGUCGACUUCAUCCUCAUCAGGGACGACAUGGUCGCCAGAGAGACACAUGGGCUCCCCUGCCCUUCAGUGCUGGACACCUGGAGGGACACUGUGGAGCAGAGAGCAGUGGACAUGAUCUGCCACAUCUAUGAACCCAGCAAGAGGGAGAACCUGCAGCUGUGUGUGGGGCCCCUCCUGCACAUCUUGAUGGUCAACAUGGAGCAGAAACUACUGGGCACAUCAUCACAGCCGAACAGCAGGAAGAUGUUCUUGUACUCCGCACACGACACUACUCUGAUGCCCUGUCUGAUGGCUCUGGGGAUUUUUGACAUGAAAUGGCCACCGUAUGCCGCUGACAUCACCUUGGAGCUGUAUCAACACCGGCAUACCAAAGAGGCCUUUGUCAAAGUGUCCUACACCGGCCAGGAGCAAUUAAUUCCUGGAUGUAGUGGAGUCUACUGCCCCCUGCAGGAGUUCAAAAAGACCAUCUCGAACUACUCCCUGACCACUGAACACUACCAGUCACUUUGUAACAGCACGGAGGGUCUGACGAAUCCCUGAGCCCCCCCAGUGACCCUUCAUCUCUGAGCGCAGCACUACACAUGGCAUCUACUCUGUCAGCAGACACCGUCGUCUGUUCACGUCCUCUCCGUUUUCACUCCGGCCUGUAAAUCACAUCAGUCACUAUCAUUUGGUGUCAGAGCAUACUAUAUAGUGGGCAUCUCUGUUGGGUUCACAAAUCGUAGGCUAUAGCCCACAUUUUUAAUAAUUUACAUGUUUACUUUGAGGUAUAAUUCAUUUUUUUUAUAAUACACCGUGGGUCUUAUUUUUGUAGUUUUUGCCAUCAUGUAUAUCCGUUCUGAUAUCGUUUUACUCACCGGCUUCCUUUUGGAGAUCUUGGACCCCCACUAAAACUGCCAAACACAAUUUACGGCAGCAUCAUACAGGGCAACUGAACUCGAGACUUAAACCGGUCUUUUAGACAAACAAGAAUCUGCAUUACCUCAGACUGUGUGCAAGAUUCCUCCCUACCCAUGACUUCCUUAUAGUGCUGGCUGGGUUGUUUCAGUGAUUACUACCACUACCUGUGGUAAAGUCGGGUCAAGUCGAUUUUAUUUAUACAGCCCAAUAUCACAAGUUACAAAUUUGCCUCGAGGGGCUUUUACAGCAACACAACAUCCUGUCCUUAGACCCUCGCAUCGGAUGAGGAACAACUCCCUAAAAAAAAAAAAAAACGGAGAAAAAAUAGGAAGAAACCUCAGCGAGAGCAGCAACAGAGUAAACAAGAUCAUAUCUGCAAGUUGAGUCAGGAAAGAGCUCAGCGAUGUGAUUGGACCACUGACAAUAUUAGACAUUUCAGGUGACUAACUUGUGCUUUCAUAGUCAAUUCCAAGUUUGUGGUUUUGGAUAAAUUGGUUAAAUUGGACUAGCUGGAACACAUCUCACGCUCCUAUUCAGUUGCCCUGUAAGACGCCCUUCUGGAGUUUUCUCUAGUGGUGCUCCCAUGUCCAGAAUCUUCACAGUGAACCCGACGAUUAAAAUAUGACCAAUAUGCAUGAUGACAAAACCCAUGAAAACAAGAACCAAAACAUGCAAUCACUGUUGAAGACCACUUCUUUGUCUUUAAAUCCAUGUCAUGUAACAUUGGUCAGUGCUGGGCUGUCAUGCGGCAUGCUAGUUUUACCAAGUUAACAAAUUCGACGCCAAUGGCGGCUAACACGAUAUCUAUCUGCAGCAACGACUGAGUUUUGCCCGGGACAGGAUGUCACUGCCUCCUGAAUUAGUUUGGCUCAAUAACUGCAUGCACACGAUCAUGAAUGUAAAUAUCCACUGAAGUGCAGUCCUCCUCAUCCAUUUCCUCCCACCGAGUCACCUAUCCAUGUCCAUAUGCGAUGCAUUACUCUGCCAGUUUGGUUAUUUCGCUAACCGAAUACUUGUAUCAAAUCGUGUUGUUCCUCGAGGGAAUAUCAAGCACUCGUGGUGUACGUAGUGUGCACAAAUGAAGGUCACCGUGUGUUAGAAAAGGACGUUUUACAAGUCAAAUGUGUCAGUGAGUGAAGGCCUUGUCCCCCGACCAUCUUUGGAAACUACUGAAAGGGAAUCGUUUCACCGAGGUGUAUUGUGAUAUGGUAGGUGCCUUCUUUUAGAAAUCCAUCAUCGGAGUGUCAGAACGUAUGCAUGAAUGUGGGGUCCAGUAUACUAAGUUAUUCGAUAUUGUGAUACAGUACCACACGAGGGGGGUUUGUCCUCAAAGUACACAGAAUGUCUGCUCUGGUUUGGUGAGGAAAAAUAAACUGGUCAGCGUGUCUGGUU
Messenger RNA from Lampris incognitus (smalleye Pacific opah), 3159 nucleotides. RefSeq names its product acid phosphatase 6, lysophosphatidic (gene acp6). Lineage: Eukaryota; Metazoa; Chordata; Actinopteri; Lampriformes; Lampridae. Gene Ontology annotation, molecular function: phosphatase activity. The record is from RefSeq and is a predicted model, not a curated record. Gene Ontology annotation, biological process: dephosphorylation. Bases 124 to 1407 code for a protein of 427 amino acids. The transcript is spliced from 11 exons.